AGAUUUUAAUGAUGGCAAUCUUUAUUUAAAAAAAGUCGUCUACACGUCAUCUCGGUGUGUUGGCUGUCAAGUUUGCAAAUUGUGAUUAUUUUAUGAUAUUUGAGAAAUUUAAAGCUAUAUCAAAAUGGUGCUCAUUGCGGCAACAGUAUGUACGAAGUCAGGAAAAGCUCUGGUUUCACGUCAAUUCGUCGAAAUGACGAAGGCACGUAUCGAGGGUUUACUUGCUGCCUUCCCAAAGCUCAUGACUGGGGGGCGACAACAUACAUUUGUAGAAACCGAGUCUGUCAGAUACGUAUACCAACCGUUGGACAAGUUGUACAUGUUACUGAUUACUACUAAAGCCAGCAAUAUCCUGGAAGAUCUGGAAACACUGCGACUGUUCAGCAGAGUGGUACCUGAAUACUGCACCCAGUUGACAGAGGCUGAAGUACUGAACCAAGCUUUCAACCUGCUGUUUGCUUUCGACGAGAUUGUGGCUCUCGGGUACAGGGAGAGUGUCAACUUGGCACAGGUUCGCUCCUUCGUCGAAAUGGACUCCCAUGAAGAGAAGAUCUAUCAAGCUGUGCGCCAGACACAAGAGCGCGAAGCCGCUAACCGCAUGCGGGAGCGAGCCAAGGAGCUGCAGCGCGAGAGACUGGAGGCCGCCAAGCGAGGCGUGCCCACGCGCAGCCAGAUGGCAUUCGGAAGCAGUUUCAGCAGUUCAUCGAUGUCUUCAUCAGCGGUGUCAGAGCCAAUCGCUGAAAAGAUUCCCACCACACCUGCGCGUGAGACUGCUCGUCCGGCGGGUCGUUCUGCCAUGAAGCUGGGUUCCCGCGGCACGGACGCGGAGUCGUUUGUAUCGCGCCUGCGCAGUGAGGGCGAGGCGGUGCCUGCGCCCGCGCCGCUGCGCCACGACACGCCCAAGCCAAAGCCCACUGAUCAUAAGGAUGUACACUUGCGUUUCGAAGAGCGCUUGACUUUGGUGGCCGGACGCGAUGGUGACGUACAAAACUUUGAACUUAGCGGUCUGCUGACUCUUCGCAUCAGUAACGAGCAGUUCUCUCGUAUACACGUCCAUGUUGACAACCAGGAUACAAGGCCACUGCAGUUGCAGACGCAUCCGAACGUAGACAAAGAAGCGUUCCGGUCUGUCGGCGUGAUCGGCCUGAAGCAGAGCCAGCGAGCCUUCCCCCUCAACAGCGACGUCGGCGUGCUCAAGUGGCGCCUCAACGCCAGCGACGACAAGCUGGCGCCGCUCUCAGUGAACUGCUGGCCGUCAGAGGGCGCGGGCGGCGGCUGUGACGUCAACAUCGAGUACGAGCUCGAGCACGAACAUCUCACGCUCACCGACGUCAACAUACAUAUACCGCUGCCGUCCGGCAACACUCAGGUGGUGGUCCAUCAGUGGGAAGGCAGUUACUCGCAGAAGGGCCGCACACUGCUGUGGACUAUCCCCAUCAUCAACAAGCAACAGAAGUCUGCCAGCCUCGAGUUCACUGUUACCCCGGCGGUACCGAACGACUUCUUCCCCCUGACGGUGACCUGGACAUCAGACACCUCGCUCGCACUCCUCAAGGCUACGAAGGUAACGCAUGCGGAAGAUAAUUCACCCGUCGACUACUCCCAAGAAAUCAGCUUCCACCCAGAUAAGUAUGAAAUUGUGUAAAAACGUCUAUAUAAGACUCAAUAUUCUGAAAAUCUUGAAACUAGCUGUUGUCUGUAAAUACCUCCCACGCCUGCAUAUAAAGUAGCAUAUCCAAAGUAAUAUUAUAAAUGCGAAAGUAACUCUGUCUGUCUGUCUGUUACGCUUUCACGUCUAAACCACUGAACUGGUUUUAAUACAAUGUGGUACAGAGAUAGAGUUGACAUUGAGAAAGAACAUAGGAUAGUUUUUAUCCCGGACUUUUGAAAAAUUCUCUUGGAAACGCCAUAUAACCGAACUCUACGCGGGUGAAACCGCGGGCGGGAGCUGGUAUAGGCUAUAUUUUAUCCAGGUGUGGGAAAAUGGGUUCUAACCGCUGGGCGACAGCUAGUGCAUUAUUCGGAUAACUUUAGGACUUUGAGUUAUGUAUAACCUGUAUUUAAGAAAUAAUAGUUAUUGUUAUUUGAAUCUGGUUUGAAAUCAUGGCGAUGCUAAUGUCUUCUAAAUAUCUUCAAGUUGAGUGAUAUUCUUGCUAAAAACGGAAUUAUUCUCAAAUAAACUAAAAAAUGAGACAAUAUUUCAGAGAUGUUUUCACUAAAAUGUGUCUUAUAUCACAGCAAUAAAGUUCAUUUUUUACCGCCAAAACAUGACUAAAACUGAUUCAAAUAAGAUGUCGUAUAUUAUUUAGUGUUAAUUUAAAAACUAUAUCAAUAAAAUGUAAUUAAUAUUGUUAGACUAUCUUUGAUUUUGUAUUACAACUUAUUAUGUUAUCUAACAUUCCUGUAUAUGUGUGCCACUAUGUUUCAUUUAGAGAAAGUUUCUCAACUUCAGAUAUAUGUAUAGUUCUCGCCAAACUUAAAGGCGGCUUGCAACUAACUUCCGACCACAAGUACACUUGGUCGAACUUAACAGUUCACGUCACAUAUCUUUGCUAUUCUGAAGUUUGGCGUUUGACAUAGUUCAUAGUUUUUUUGGACGAUUGUGAAGUCAAUAAUAGCUAACUUCGGACGAGCUAAGUUGUUUGAAAAUAUCUGUAAGAACAAUGAGGAAGGAGGAUUCAAAUAGCUAACUUCAAGGCAGAGUUAAUUGGCAUGAUCUAUAUUUAGAUCCAGAUUAUUUCUUAUGUUGAACAUUUUCUGAGUCACUAUCUAAAAUCUGGCGUUGGUGAAAUCGACUUAUAAAAUUCAUGUUUGAAAAUGUAAUUUUAAGUACCUAAGUUAGCAAAAACUUUAAUCUAUUUUAUAAUACAAUAUGCCGUUUGAUAAGCUCGCCUAACCGAUAUGGUUUGCGUAUUAUUGUAAAAUUUUAUGAAAUAAAAACAAUAUAAAACUAUA
This is a messenger RNA of Helicoverpa armigera (cotton bollworm), 2955 nucleotides long. It is a transcript of the gene deltaCOP, whose product is annotated as coatomer subunit delta. The record is from RefSeq and is a predicted model, not a curated record. Gene Ontology annotation, cellular component: COPI vesicle coat. The transcript has 15 exons. Gene Ontology annotation, biological process: endoplasmic reticulum to Golgi vesicle-mediated transport; Golgi localization; retrograde vesicle-mediated transport, Golgi to endoplasmic reticulum. NCBI's taxonomy places the organism in Eukaryota, Metazoa, Arthropoda, Insecta, Lepidoptera, Noctuidae. The coding region runs from base 125 to 1645 and encodes 506 amino acids.